This is a messenger RNA of Emiliania huxleyi CCMP1516, 561 nucleotides long. RefSeq lists its product as hypothetical. The record is from RefSeq and is a predicted model, not a curated record. Bases 1 to 561 code for a protein of 186 amino acids. Lineage: Eukaryota; Haptophyta; Isochrysidales; Noelaerhabdaceae. The transcript has 4 exons.
AUGCCGUCGGCUGCUCACCUCGCUGUGCUCUGCCACCUCCUCCUCCUCCUCCCGCUCACGAAAGGGGUGGAGUUCCUGCCGCGCCGAGCCUUCGGGCAGCUCUCGCGCAGGGCAUGUCUGGCGGCACCGCUGACUGCCGUCGCCUUCGGCCGACCGCCGACUGCCGCCGCCUCGGGCGAUCUCAGUGCCGCCGCCGUCUCGAGCGGUGACGACCUUGCCGUGAUAUCGACGGCGCGGAAGUUGGACGGCGUGCUUGCCGAUUGGGACGCCGAGAUUGCCCUCGGCGCGUUGCAGUCGUCAGCCAACCUGCUGCAGGAGGAUGCGCUGAAGCGGCUCGGCGCAGGCGCGAGGGCGGCCGGUGGCGGCGCCGCCGGCGCGAGCUUCACGCAGCACAAGAACGCAAUGCUGACUUACCUCUUCCUGGUCACCGGCGCGACCAAGUACGAGGGAGCCGAAAAGGCGGCCGGGACGUGGAGAUGUAUCCGAGAGGCGCUCGACGAGGUGGCGCGAGCCGUGGGCAUCGAGCUCGCAUCAAAGCCGGCGGCGGCUGCCUCAGACUGA